GGAAGUUCUAGUCGGCAAUUUUUGCGAUUUCUAUUAAAACAUUCCUGGUCUAAUUCCACGUUUAAAAAUCCAGUUCAAGUGUAUUGUUUACUAAUAUCAGUCAUAACAACUAAAAUGGCUAAUUUCGGAUGAGUCGUUGGUGUUAUCCCAAGUGUUUUGUAUUUAAUGAUGUAAAUAAUACAAAAUAUGAAAAAUAAUGAAAAUGCCAUUGAUUAAAUACAAAAUCAUUUAAACAUAUAAUCUUACAAACAGUAAAAUGUGAAAACCAGUGUUAUUGAAGCUGAGUCGUUAAAAUGUCCAUGUUCAAAAUUGAAAAUUCUGUCACAUCUAUACUUUUAAGUUAUGUUGAAAAGUAUGUCCAAGAUUUCAACCCUGCUAAUGCCCAAGUAUCACUUUGGGGUGGUGGCAUCAUACUGCAUAAUCUGGUUCUUAAACCAGAUGUUGUGCAGCAGGAAGUGCCGUUACCAUUCACAUUAUUGUCUGGACGCAUACAUCAGCUUCUUAUACAGGUUCCAUGGACAAAAAUUAUUUCGGAACCUAUAGUUGUGACCAUCAACACUAUGGAAUGUAUAUUGAGCUUAAAUCCUCCCGAUGGAAGACCACCACCAAGUGAAGCUCAAAGGGGAAAUUCUCUGGUAAUGAAACCACCAGGAUAUAUGGAAGCACUUAUACGUCGCGUUGUGAGCAAUAUUUCAGUGCGAUUGAAUUCUUUAAUAAUUAAAUAUGUCCAGGAUGACAUUGUGCUCUCCAUUAAUGUGAAGAAGCUCUCAAUUGACAGCGUGGGGGUAAAUUGGGAGCCUUUAUUUGCAGAUAUAGAUCCAUUUGACCCCGCUAUUAGGAGGACAGUCCGCAUUGAUGACCUGACUCUAUGUCUUGAUAGGACUGAUUCUGAUGGCAAGAUCAGAUUCUAUUAUGAACCACUCUUGUUUCAUUGUCAAAUGGAAUUAAGAGUAUUGACAAAACUCGUAUCGGCUAAUACUCGGCAAGCUCGCAGUGUGUGCAUUGAACUGACAUGUGGCUGCCUGGCGUGGGUACUUAAUGGCGAACAACUCAUGAUUCUAUUACAACUGCUGGCAGAUAGAUCAUCUUGUGAAAUGCCUAAACCAAAUCCACCAUCAGUCCCUACUGAAAAUCCUAAUCCACCGAUCGUACAACCACCGCCAAUGGAUGGAGCGUCGUCCAACUUAGAAGAAUCGACUAACGGUGAAAGCUGGUCGGACUGGGCUUGGUCAUGGAUGCCUACAUUGAAUCGCGAAGGAAUCAACGAGCCUACUCUUCCUCCACUACCCCCAGCUCCUGUACCAGUUUCAUUUACUGCUUACUUUCACGAUGUUUCCGUGAUGUUUAAGAUAACAGAAACCGACGGCUUCGGUCGAAAACGCACCCGUGUUAUUCUAGAACUUAGCGGUACAAGUGCGGUCAUAAAAAGCUACAUAUGUGCGCCAACUAUAUCACGGUUUUCCUUCGGGAUUCGUGACAUAUUUUUUGGAGCCGACGGCAAGUGUGUAUGCGGUAUAUGUUCAAAUGCUCUACACGACGAAACAAGAGUUUACUUGCAAAGAAUCAAAUUACAAGAUGAAGAGCCUUGGUGCUGGGAGCAUGAAAAGUUAAAUAGGCAAGUCAAUGAAAACGCUGAGGUGAUUGAUGAAAGUUACAGAGAGUUCCCUGAAGAGACAUACGCGCAAGCCGAAAAUUUAGGAAACACAAAUCGUGAGGAUGAUGCACGAGCGAAAGAAGAAUUGCUUGAUGACUUUUGGAAAAGGAUGAAUCCAGUUAUUUAUUUAGAGCAUAAUCAUGAGAGGACGCCAGCCGACCAAUAUCAAAAUCCAUAUGAUAACCCACCGAGUGACUUUGAGUACAGCGAUUGGGUGGAAGACAGCGACAUGCAAAUACGACUUCAGCCCAUGUUAUGCAGUAUCUCAACGGGUCUGUUUCAUAGAAUAGCAGUGAUUAAAAAUAUUUGUAAACGUUACUUUGAAUCGAAAAAGCCGAGUGUCGAAAUCAGAAUGCGCCAACUUACUGUUGAAGAAAGAGAUGCGUUAAAACAUAACCUACCACAGCGACACGCUAAAAUUGAAAUAAACGGUUUCCGCUUACGCCUCAUACCAGCAAACCAUUCGCUAAAUGAAGUUCCAAUUCUACCGCCGCUCAUAAUAGACCUGGAAGUACCACGAGCAAAUGUAACGAUUACCGCACCUCUCUACCCUCACAGGGUAUGUUCAGCAGCAUGUCAGGUGAAUAGAGAGUCAAAGCUAUUGCAACAAGCGUCUCGCUUACACAUGAGUUUCGAUUCAACAAUAAAUGUUGGCAUUCGUGCCCUCGAUGAAGAGACACCGAGACCCAUCGUGAGUGCAAACACACGCAUUAUCUUACACUCGCUGCUCAAUAAGAAAUUUUUCGAGCACAAAGAAGCUACUCAAGUCGGCGUCACCUUUAAAAUAAGAGAGUUGAACGUGUGCGGCACAAUGGCUCGCUUACAGGCAGCACACCAAGUAUUACAGUCGCUCCGUGAUGAGAAUUAUACGGAUCAUUUACGUAACACCACUCUCGUUAAUGAUGCGCUACACGACGAAGAUUAUGUGGGAAUCGAUAUCACAAUAGAAGAGCUACUGUUCCGCAAAUUCAUUACGAAAAAUAUCAAUACACACUUCUUGACGCUUGAUUCCAUCAAAGUUACUGCAUUUCAUUUACCGGCCGGUGGUGAAUCAAGGCGAGUGUGGAUAUUUUCUGCCCCAGAAACUCAGACUACUAAACCAUACAUCAAAGCAAGUUGGCAAUGGUGUCUUAGUCCCAUCGCCGAUGACGAUAUGGAAUUUCUGAACCUAUCCGUCAAGCCUACCGCGCUGAGCAUUGAUCCUAUGUUGGUCAAAUGGUUGAGCUACCGUUCCAAAUUGAAACCGAUGCCGCAGACUGAAUCCAUACCCAAAAUUCAAAGUAUUAAAAAUGUGUCUUCAUCACAAUACUUGUCACGGAGACGAGUAACGCCACCUUCUUCAAGCGGUCAAGGCGGCAGUCGCUCGGGGUCUGGUGCGGAACUAGUGCAUAUAAGACCGAGGAGCUUAGAGUCGAGCAGCGAGAAAAGUGAAAAGAAGGAACCGAAACCUCCCCCACAAGAGAACCAGGCGUCCGAUGCUUGGUGGAAAGGUGAUAAUUUGGUAAUACUGCACGAACGCCUCAAAUCCUUGCUGAUCGGCGCUGAGAUAGGCCUCAUACAGAUAUAUAUAUCGUCGACGUCCGUGUCCGCGUUCGACUGCGGUACCAUCAGAGAAGCUAUGGAGCGACACAUCACCACUGCACAUCGGGUACUAGUGCUUAGCGUUGGCAGUUUAUAUCUGGAGUCAAAUCCACAAUGGCAAGAUUGCUGGGUCAAUGUCAACUUCGAUCGUCCUACGUACCUAAAAUCAAGUCUUGACACUAAAGUCAAGGAUAACGGAUUCCCCUGGAGGGCGUCAGUCAGUGACAUGUCCUGCUACACUCUACAAGUGAGACCUGGGACAGAACGUUCUGGAAAGGAGAAAUCGAUGUCAGGACUUAGGUCUCAAUUAAAACCAUCACGAGUUCUUGUACCGCAAACGGUACUGGAGCCAGUGACCACGGCUAUAACUGUGUCAGUGGAUACUAAAACGCUAGUAAUAAAGACAAGAAAGUGCGAUCCAAAACCGAAACGCCACGACCGUAGUCGGGAUGAAGAUAAGACGAAGUACUUCAUGACCGGAUCUGAUUUCAAACCUACUUCUUUGAAGGAGUUCGUCCGUGGUCCGGCAAAGCAAAUUAAACACAGUUCAGAGCCAGGACCAUCGGAGCCGUAUCCGGACCCACUACCGGACCAAGCAAGCAAGUACACAACCGGUCCUCUCAUCUCGUUAGGAUUCAACGUCCACGCUAAAACUCCUCCAAUCAUCGUUAGACUCGAUCAAGAUCAGGUUCAAACCGUGGCCAUUGCAAUGCACUGCUUCACCCAUAUAAUGUCACUGCUUCGUAGACCACCCGUGACAACUAAAAAAAGGGAAUCUUCAUUUGGAGGCACAAUUGAAAGAUCGAUAUCUGAACUCGAUGAAAGACCGAGUGAAUCUGAGGAGACAGCGAGUGAGAACCCCUCGGAGCAGCUUAUAAGUAUUUUUGAAGCUAGUGAUCCUUAUGCUCCAGAUGAGCAGUUAACGACGUUUUUAUGGUACAAAUGGGAUGUGAGUCAUGCGGCGCUCGUGAUUUCCUCAUCUCAUGUGAAGCUGGAAUUUGAUUUGGACGACAUCGUGUCAACUGUUGAUGUGAAGUACGAUUACACUCAGAUUAAACUGAAAAUUGCAUCGGGCUCAGUGCGACAUUAUAGAUGCAGUAGCAGCAACGAGUGGUAUCCUGGCGUGUUGGGCGGCCGUAUAGUCGAAGCUCGCGACCCAAUUGAUGAUAAGGAUAAACAUUUCUUUAAAAUCACGAUCACACAGGCCCUCAUAUCAAGCUUACCCGAAAGCUGGAAAGAUGAAUUUCAUCCCAAACUGAUAGAACAAAACGCCAUAAAUAAUGUGACCAGCGUGUGGGAAGUGUACGGAAGACUCGUUCCUCUCGAGGUCGUGCUUCAGCCAAAUAUACUGGAUCAUAUGAUAUCAUUUCUGCAUGAGCUAACACUGCAUGCACCGUGCGCGCUGCAGUCUCGAGAAAUGAAACGGGAGGCGUGGCAGUGGCCAUUCUUUCAUUUCUCAGCUGGUGGUCUGAGGCUGCUGUUAACAACUUCCGACGAGGUCGGAACUGACAAUGACGACACGAUGGUGCUAUUAUUGGGCAAAACCACCGUUAGCCCACAUCCACAAAAUCCGAUUUGCAGACAAUCGGUUAGUACGAGUUCAGAAAACAACUGGACGACUCUAUGCCCUGGUUUCGACAGCCGCCAAUACGAAGUCCUCGUUCGAAAUGUAGCAAUAAGAACCACCAAGUUCAGUCAACUUGUUAAUCAGGAGUUAACGGAGUCACAAAUCUUAAAAAGCACCAGUAGUGAAAAUCCCGCUCUAAAGUGGAGUCAGCAAGUUGCUUCACCAGUUUUUACUCCAAUCCUUCAUUGUGUGGACAUAGGAUGCAUACUAGCGCCGGCGAUUUUUUGCUGUGGCGGGCUAGCUAGCGGUCCCGCGGUCGAAAUUAACCUGCUUUCAGACUGCUCAGUAGAGGUUGGAAUACAAAAUAUUGAACUGGCGCGAAUCCUCAUAGAGGAACUGCUGCAUGCCUACACACGAAGGAAUAGGGGCUCAUUCAUGCUCGAUGAAGAGAACAUAUGUCCAUAUGCUCCACGUGAUGGAAGUGAGGAACAAACAGAAUUGCUUCCAACAGUCAUUGAGAAGGAGAAGAUCAGAGAGAGAAAAGAAGUAUCUAAAAGAAUAACCGAUAUAAAUCGCUUUGGAAUGAUCGAUUCUGGCGUCGAAACGACUACCUCCCACUCUACUUGUAGGAGGGGUCGUAAACUUAUACCCAUCAAGAAAUUGGUCACAAAACCCUGCUUUGAUUACACGGCAAACCCUUCAGAUUAUUUGGAAGUGUUCGUUACAACUGGGGUUAUUGACAUAUCUCUUUACGUGAAGGAUGAUAAUUCCCCAGAAGUGCAAAAAUUACGUCCCCCAGCUGCCGUACAUAAAAGACGCUUACUCCCCGAGCCUCGGAUAAGGGUUGUUAUUGAUGACAAAAAUGAAACCAGACUGAAUUAUAGCAGAGUUUCAGCGACAACGAGCAGAAGUCUUACCGAGACUGUUCGAAAUGUGGACAUCGGGAAGACAAAAUUAGAUGAAAAUGUAACUUUGCCGUUAGCAAGAAGUACUAAAGGAAACUUACCCUUAAUUCAUGUGACACUCUAUCAACCGAACUUAUAUUAUUGGAAUAGAAGAAAGCAGAAAACCGUUCAGGUAUCGCUAUUCAAUGCCUGGAUAGGUCUUGGGGAAGGUCAGGAUGAGAAUCAAUGGAAUGUCCCUCUGCUAAACACUAAAAAUGGGACACCGGAUUCCGUAACAGAUAUACCACCAGCCCUUAUGACCAUGCGAGCUGAUCUAUCAAUAGGUGGAUACACACCUGUGAAUGAAACGAGCUCCCGAGGCGUUCUGCAAAUGGAUAUUGAAAGGCCCCUCAUGUUGGAAGUCUGCACAGAUAGAUUUCGAAGAAUCAAAGGCAUCUUGGACUUGAUAAAGACAAAUGUAACAAUGACAAAUGCAGUUGUUGAAGAAACAGAAGAGACGUCAGAUCCAUUUUUAUAUAAACUUAGACGAAAUCUGGUUAAUCAACGAAUCGAAUGCGUCAUAAUACAAACGAAUCAAAUAGGCAUCCGUGGCUCGGAGGGUGUAGCGGGGUGUGAUUCAGUGCGGAUGCAGCUGGCAGUUAGUGAGCGGCCCGACGUGUUGACGUGCCGAAUUCUGAUCACCGCCGCAGUACUGACAGCUGGGUCUACCGAGGACAGGAGACAUGUUAUUCUACAGCCUCUCAUGGCUGGGAUGUUACUCGACGCAAGUUGGGAGGCCUGGCGGCAAACAGAAGAAGGAUUUACUGAUCUUCGCAAACCAACACUGCAAGUUGGUGUAGACUUUGACAAAAUAGUCUUCGACUGCAGACCGACGGAUUUUGCCACUGCGGUCCGAAUAUACGAAACCAUCAAAGAAAUACUUGGAAACGUGAAGAUUUCAUCUUCGCUCGAUUUGCCGGCAAGUCGAGAUUCGGAAAUGGCAACAACUAAUGAAAUGACCGAAUUUUUAAACCAAGAAACUUCCGCCGAAAACGAUGACACCAAUAACCACUUCUAUAAAGAUGAUUUGAGAAGCGGUGCUUUCAAGUUAGUGCCAGGCAUGCACACCCCAAUGGCUUACCAGGCUACAUUGCACGGAUCAACAUUGACAUGGCGGUAUCCGCAACCGCGGGCGAUCACUCGCAUCAUCGUUUAUCCUGUACCCAACUUGAAGGAGGACGACAUAGAAUAUGUUUUGGAGUUGUAUUGCCCAAUGUUAGUGCGUUGGGAGCCACAGACAUACUUCGUGCUGCCAAUAAAGGAACAAAUAGAGAUGCUGCUUAAUUCAUCACCUCGGGAUGCGGUGUUUGCGACAAUGUGGCGAUUGCGGGCUUGUUCCGAAUCUGAUUAUAAAUUACCUUUUCACUUUGAUGCCAGAAAAUUUAUGCCGCGAGAGGAUCCUUUAUCAGGCGACACUCCACCCGCCAACGACUACUCCAAGAGGUCAUACAACGUGACAGCUAAACAACUGGUAGCGGUAUUACAAGUGGAUUCUUACUUCGGCCCUUUGUUCUUGCCAAGAACUCGCGUUUCACUGCGGUUGGCUAGUCUGGAAAUACAUGCGCAUAACGAUAAUCCUGAAAUAUCAAGGGAGUCGUCGCAACGUCUUGAGGGAUACUAUGUGUCCCGACCACUCAUGCAGAAUCACCGGAUGCUAACGCUGCGCGCGCGUGACUCGUCCAUGCACUGCCUUUUCGGGCGUAAUAUGAAACUACUACUGGACUCGCAUCUCUCGAGCGACGUAAUAGACUCUGCUAACGGGACGAUGGAGAAAUUCAUUAAUGAAUUUCGCGCACAAGGCACUCUGGGCGCGGACAACCGGACUCGCUUACGAGUUAGCGACAUUCGUGUGGCUUUACAUGUUGCACGCAUCGCCACCUUAAGAGCUCUCGUAGAUGACUGGAAUGUCGUAUAUAAAAAGUGCGUUCUACAUAUUAAUGAAAAUUUAGAACCAAAAAAAUAUGAUAAAAAUCCUACGGAAGCUCUCUCCGGCCGAAUUUCUUUAUGGGUACACAACAAUUGCACGAGUGUCGUGCGCAUCUCGCAAGAGGAUACAGAUGAGUUGUUGCCAAUUAGCCCGGGGGCUUCGCUGUCGUAUAGAUGGAAUUCACCAGGAGCUGUAAAGAGAUUGAGAUUUUCGUUAGCAACUACAUCUUCAAACUGGCGUUGGUCCAAAAGCAUCCGAUUUACACCUGGGUCGACGCGCGUUCUCCUAGAAGAUAAAAAUACAGCCGAGGGCGCCGGCGGUGUCUAUUUACACGUGCGUGUCAAAGAUAACGGGGCACAACGAGACAUGUACCUGUCCGGAAGACUGUUGCUGGCGAAUGUACUGCGUUAUAACUUUGCGUUCAAGCUUCGGGCCCGUCCUUCCUUUAAUAGCCCGUGGGAAGUUUUAGCUACGUCUGAUCUGCCAGCGGAAACCGUCGGUCUAAGUGUACUGUGCGAUAUUAACUUUGAUGCAUCAUUCAAGGUUAGAUUCAAAUCAAAUGAAAAUGGUUGGUCUGGCGAAAUACCGCUUCGAGAAUGUAAUAAACGAAAUGUUCCCUGGCUUGUCAAAAUUCCAACAAAUGAAGAGGAAGUGGAAUACAAAUCGGUGUGGUGUCGAGUGACACCUGUCAAAAACGACGCUGGCAUUGUCGCCACAUUUUGGCCAUUCUACAUGUUACGUUCGCAUCUCCCUCUGAACGUUGACGUGCGAAUAUCAUCCGGAGAACGGCUACCUGGCAUGGCACCUGUGGCGUGUAAUUAUCCGCUCACCGUACAUAUGGCUGAAGGUCGUGGUUCCAUCACUCACCUCAUGGUUCCAGGGACCACUUCUAUAAGACAUAAACUCACUUUCCAGUACAGGGACAUCGACUGUCCUGUAACUCGCGAAGUCGUUAUGCUGCAUUACGGUAUGACAGAGACUUCAGUGUUCGAGAACAGGGAGAAUCUAAAAAAUAUAGAAGACGUCGUUGAACUGAUAAAUCAGUGGUUGGAAAAAUCUCGAGAUGCAUCUGCAAAGUGGCCGUACUCAGUAGUGACUAAUCACUGGCCUGGCGCUUGGCAGCCAGCACUCUUACAACCACGAUGUGACGUCAAUGUACGAUACGAAGGAAUUCAAGUAGGUACUGGUUGUUCAUUACAACUGAUACUGAGCCCCAUAGUUUUGCUCGCCAAUGCUUCUCCAAUAUCAUUAACACUACGUGGCCAUAAUGCAUCACCUAUGUGCCGUCUCGAUCCCGGGAUCGCGUUAGCUCCACCUACCAUAAUGUUACAGAAGCCUUUCUUCAUGUCAAUAGAGGUAGAUCGAGAUAUAUUUGUGAGUGGCCAAAUGGAAAUCUGCAGUGAAGAUCCUGGUCGUUACGGACAACCUGCGCCGGGGCACAUCGCUCUUGAAAAGCCGACCAAGUUUGCUAUACAAUGCAACCAGAAGGUGGCCAUCUUAUCGCUUAUUCACGAAAUAAAAGACGAUAUGAAUAUCAUUGGGAUAACAUCCAGCUUCGUCUUAAUCAACUGGCUAAAUGAUGAAAUUCUGGUAUCGGCGCUAGCUGUGCCCAACGAAUUGACCAAUCAGAGUCUGCGCCCUAAGGCGUUUAAAAUUGUUCCACCCACGAAGAAAGGAAGUCUACAUGGAACUCCUCUGUGUCGUUUCUGGUUGACCGACCGCUGGCGAGGAGGUAAUGUGGACGAGUUACGAACGUUUCUUUGCGUCGCAUUUCCCACUAAAACUUACCAAGCAAGCACCUCGGUACCUAUAAAGCUUGGUGUAGCGCCAGUUCGAAGAUCGAUUUCUUUAAAGGACAAACAUGGUGGAUCCGUGCCAAUAGCAGUGACGCAGUUGCGGCAUGAAUCACGGUGGAUUGUGACGUUUUCAGAAGAUCCGUGCCCCCAAUUCGUGUUGCAAAACCGCUCAAAAAUUACCAUAGGUAUCGCGCAACCAGCUGGUACUCAAGACAAAAUAAAUUUAUCAAAGACGGUACAAGACUGUGUAGGUGUGCAAUGGUGGUGCAUAUUAGAACCGAACACCAUAACACACUACUCGACGCCCGCGUACUGCCAGCGAUAUCCGCCACCUGCACAAGAAGCAAGCGCAUCAACGUCCAUCAUCACUGUUGGAGUUAAGAUAGGUGAAGGAAUUUUCGAAUGGAGCCAGCCGAUCGCGGUAACAAAUGGGGAGCAGCUAUUGCAACUAUAUGGCGGCGUCUCAAUGAAAAUGCGUGUGCGCACACAGCCUCAUUCCACACCUAUAGAAUUCCACGAUGUGGAUCAAACUGACAUAUCACCGAGCGACAUCAGACGCAGACUCGACAUGUAUUCCACAGAGAGCCAGUUGAAACAACAGCAAGAAACGCAAGAAACACCAAGCGUAGAGUUCCAGAAAGUUGGUCCGAAUUAUUUUAAAAACAAAACGCUACAAGACUCGAAGAAUAAAGAUGAUUUGGCCGAUCAGUCUGCUGAGGAACCAAAACCAUCGACAUCUAAACAAAUUCAACAUCGGAGCGGACACAAAAGCGGAGACUCGACGACGACGACGGCUACAAGCACGGCCGUUGAAUUUUAUCAGUUGAGACGCUCCGAGUCGAAUCACGAAGAUUUACCUCAGGCGUAUGAAAACGAGUUACUCAGCGAUACGACACUCACCCGUAAAGAUUCCGACGAUUUAUCAGAAACUUAUCUGUUGGAAGCUGUCUCUGAAAAAGAUUGGUCGGAUAGUAGCAAGCUAUGGUCGGAAAAGGAGCGUUUCCGAUGCGUAAUCGAUAACGUGAUAGUCUCCGUGGGCGCCUACUCCGAUGCACUGCCAUUACUGGCUCUCCAUCUCCAGCGAGUGGCGGUGCGCGUGCAGGCUGAUACCAGGAUGGUAAAGGCAAUGGUCGCAAUAGCUGACAUUCAGCUCGACAAUGUUCAGUAUGACACGGACCAAUACGACUUUGCAGUCGUCGCCACAACGCGGGUCGAAGCUCGUGUAAUAGAGCAUUGGCCUGCACUAUGGGGAAUGUUCAACGAGAGAAUACCUAGUAAAGCCGCCAAGGCGAGGCUCUUGUUGAAGACGUGCCAUGACAGGUGGACCGUGGACAAUCGCAGCUACCAAGAACUAACUGAAGUAGAAGUUCUGCUGGGUCCCAUGGGUCUCUACAUAGAGGACGAGUGCAUCGCUGCGGCGCUUGAACUCUACAACUUAGCUGUGCCAUCAAUGAAAAAAAAUCAAUCAUCUGAAUCGAUUGCCCUUGCUCAAAUUUAUACACUGCAGCGUCCGCUUAUACUGAGGAAGUUAAUUAUUUAUCCUCUCGACAUCACUUUGACCCUACAUACAGCGGUGCGUAUGUACAUAGCAUUGGACGAAAGCCCAUUACGUCUGAGCACCUUCCAACUGCAGGAUGCGAUCACGUCAUUUGAGGCGCUGACUCAUGCACUUACAGUGCAUUACUUAUCAGCAGUUAUACUUGGUGCAGGGUGGGUGGUAGGAGGUCUUGAGUUACUAGGUGCUCCGGGUGCACUGGCUGCUCGAGUUGGAAAUGCUGGUGGUGGUGUGAAAGGUGUUGCUUCUACAGCUGCUGGUGCCUUAUUGCGCUCGCUCAGCUCAGCUGCUGGCUCGUUCGCAAGAAAUUUGGAUUUGCUUGCCGGAGAUGAGGAUCAUGCUAAGAGAGCUGCCGCUGCUAGAAGACGACCUCCGCCCAACCUAAUGGCAGGUCUGGCAACUGGUAUCACCAACUUUGCUAUAAACCUUCUUGGUGCAGUGGGUGGUAUAGCCCACCACCCACUCGUAGGUGUAGCGGUAGGCGAGAGUGAAAGUGGUGCGGCAGCAUUACGACGAGGUCUAGUCGGUGCUAUCACGAAACCAUUGAGCGCCACUGCCGAUUUAGUAGCUUUUGCUGGACAAGGGCUACUGUCGCAAACAGGCUGGGAUCCCGUACCUCAGCCGCGGGCAACCACCACGUUCGCUAUGGAAAGAGCUAGCUUACCCAGUGGGUGGCGACGUGACUGCGUGCGAUAUACAUUCCGUUAUGCAGAUCUAGGAGUUAUCUCCGGCUUCAAGGUGCUCGUCGACGAUACUAUAUAUCAGCUAGUGAUAACACACAAGUACCUCCUUAUAAUCGAGCCAGAAACGGAACACUUAUGUGAAAUGAUAGAACUGAAGCGGUGCUCACUUGGACCAUAUCAUGGAGAAAUUAUUGAGUUGAUCAUUGCGCAGGAGCCGCGAGUUCCAGAAAUUAUUGAACCAGAAGAUGACGACGACGACGACGACGACGAAAACCUUGACGUCCGGGUUAGCGCGGCUGCCAUGGCCCGGGUGGCGCGCUACACCGGCACGAAAGUCUAUGAAAAGAAGGAAACUGACCGCGUGAUCGCGCUGUUAUGUAUCCCUGGAACUGAGCAUGCGCUGCGUGCCGCACUAUGCGUUGCGCUGCACUCCACAGUCGACACGCAUUUCUCUCAACUAUAAACCUUAUAUCGGUGCAUAUUAAAUCUUAUAAUCAAAUUAAUAACAAUUAUUACUGAUUAAUUGCUAUUGAGGGUACAAAAUUACAAAAUUAUGUUAUUUGUUAAAUGUAUACUUACAAGUAUUAUUUGUUAAAUGUGAACUCUACUUACCUCGCUGUAGGUUACUACACGAUGGGCGUAUCGCUUGCCAUGACCAGCGAAUCGCGUGGACGCUCAAAUUUUUCAAAAUUUUACACGCUCUUUCUUUCCUACUUCUACACUAUUUCUUCUACUUAUUUAUAAUAAUAACUUUAUAUUUUAUUUUUAAAACAAAACAAAUGUAAUUUAUAGGGCUUUUAUAUAACAUCGUUUAUGCAAAUUUCAAUCAGUAUUGAUAUCACCUGGCAAAUUUCCAUGUUGUGACAAGUAACUAGAAACGUUGUACCGCUUGUGCUUUUCAUCGUGACAUUUGAGUGCCUAUCACAUGAUAAACUCUGUCACAAUAUGACGCAUAAUUGAAAAAUUAAACGAUAGGUUCAGUCAUCAGUGACGACAUGAAUAUAUCAAAAUUUAUUAAACGAUGAAAUAAUUAAAAAUAUCAUUUACUACUUGAAAUUUAAAUUAUGUAAAUGAAAUAUGACGUCUUUUUUAUAUUAUAA
Messenger RNA from Nymphalis io (European peacock), 12807 nucleotides. RefSeq names its product intermembrane lipid transfer protein VPS13B (gene Vps13B). The record is from RefSeq and is a predicted model, not a curated record. The transcript has 87 exons. The coding region runs from base 294 to 12170 and encodes 3958 amino acids. NCBI's taxonomy places the organism in Eukaryota, Metazoa, Arthropoda, Insecta, Lepidoptera, Nymphalidae.